Molecule: messenger RNA, 504 nt
Organism: Paraphaeosphaeria sporulosa
Lineage: Eukaryota; Fungi; Ascomycota; Dothideomycetes; Pleosporales; Didymosphaeriaceae
Exons: 1
Coding region: 1-504 (167 amino acids)
Source: RefSeq, a predicted model, not a curated record
AUGUCUUCUCGAAUCUUCUUCAUCUUCGCCGCUGCCAUGGUGGCUACCGCAUUCUCCAUUCUCGCAAAACUGGCUCCUGCGGUCUACGCCAUGUGCAAUUUCCGCGUCUUGCGCGGUUCUGGCAUCAAGUUGCGCGGGAGGGAGUUGCUGGUUGGCUUUCUUUCCAGUGGGAGCAAGAUCGCCAAGGUCUUCCUUACCCUCACGUCGGCUCCUUUGUCGGUCAACCUCCCAUCCAUUCCACCCGGUAGGACUACAGCGGCCAUCGUUGUCACGACUUUCACCUUCGCGGCCAAUUCUAAAGACGGGGACGAGCAACCCGACAUCGACUCUACAAGCUCUACCCCAGUCCGAGCCACGUUCCUCAUCUCGCGCACCGAGUCCGAGAAUGGAUGCAAGACUGCGUCAAGCAAGCUGCUCCGCAAGACGUGCGCGAGGGUGGUGCAUGCUCGUGUGCCAGGUAUCGUGCAGGUGCCUACGGGCGGGUAUAACUGCGCUGUUAUGUGA